UUUGCUUUUUACCAGACUUUCUUUCAUUCACAUUCACAUUUUGUCGUCCUCGUCGUCGUCGGUUUCCCUCUAGUACGACACGCCUUCAAACGGCGAACGAUACCACCUACGACGUGCUCAAUCUUGCAAAAUACCAUAGAGAACAUUCAUUAAUACUCGUGUUUUCGCUUGCCAAACGACAGCGAUGAAGAGCGCAACAAAGAGUGCUACAUCACGAUGUCUGCUACUUCUUGUAGUGGCAUCUUGUUUCCUGCUCUCAGUCGCACAUGCGCCCCACCAGCAGCUUGAACGGCGACAGCAAACUAUAUCUCCGCCCGUGGUCGUCACAACUACAGCCCCAACUACCACGCAAACCACACCCACUCCAACUACCACUCCACAAACGACGUCAACAACCCCAACAACCACCUCGACAACUCCCACAACCACUACGCCCGCCCAAACGACAACUACGCCAACGACGACCACCUCGCAGCAGCAGAACCCUCCUACAACCACCUCGAACACUGCCCCGACUCAAACCACAGCUGCUCCCCUUCCAGUGACUACCUCGGAACAAGUUACCACUAAUUCUGCAGGUCAGGUUAUUACCAGCUUCGUCCAGGUUACAGUUACUUCCAGUAGUGCCACCCCGUCGAGCACACAAUCAUCAUCAUCAUCGAGUAGCUCUAGUGGCCUAGGCACGGGGUCCAUCGUUGGUCUUUCUGUAGCGGGUGGUGUCGCUGUGAUUGGCAUCGUCUCAUUCUUUGUCUGGAAGUUCACUAGGAAACGCUUCGCAGACUUUGAUGACAACGAAGCAAUCAAGUGGCCAGAACUGAACACUCAUGGUGGUUCCGAUGUUCACGCCUUGCCAACCAAAUCUACGGGCCGGUCAGGUUUUGGUGUAGAAAAUGACUCUGAGGUGAACCUCGCACGUGCACCGAGUCCCGGUGGAUAUGCCCAUUCUGUAGCCGCCAACUCCCUUCCAGACACCUACAACGGCUCGCAAGACCCAUAUGCCGUCCCGCCCCUCCCACACCUCAAUCCAAACCAACCCUACCACGACGAGCCCGGGGCUUUCACCCAACCAGGUUACUAUGAUCCCUAUCGAGGCCCCGUGCCUAAUACGUUUGGUGACGGUUUCUCGGACAGCCAUAAUCCAGAGGCCAUCCCGAUGACACGGAUGGCGCGGACAGGCAGUCCGGGCCCGCAGAUGGCAUAUGGUCCGCAGGCGGCCAUGGGGUACGCCCUUGAUGGGCGUUCGGCAAGUCCCGCACUCGGCGCCGGAAGGGCAUCGCCGGGUCCCCAGGCCGGAUAUGGAUAUGGGCCGAGAUGAUUUGUUUUGGGGGGCAAGGCGGAUGAGGUAUGCAAGGACAAAUACGAGAAUAUGACAGUUGCUGGAUAUCUGCUAGAUGUUUUCCGGAAAUAGGGAAAUUUUGUGUGGGUGGAAUUCUAAUACACGGCUGCUGCCGAUUCGACAAUGGACCUACUACGACGACCUAUC
Messenger RNA from Suillus paluster, 1483 nucleotides. RefSeq lists its product as uncharacterized. The record is from RefSeq and is a predicted model, not a curated record. The transcript has 3 exons. NCBI's taxonomy places the organism in Eukaryota, Fungi, Basidiomycota, Agaricomycetes, Boletales, Suillaceae. The coding region runs from base 185 to 1315 and encodes 376 amino acids.